Molecule: messenger RNA, 2488 nt
Organism: Acipenser ruthenus (sterlet)
Lineage: Eukaryota; Metazoa; Chordata; Actinopteri; Acipenseriformes; Acipenseridae
Product: leucine-rich repeat-containing protein 73
Exons: 6
Coding region: 1068-1949 (293 amino acids)
Molecular function (GO): protein binding
Source: RefSeq, a predicted model, not a curated record
GUGUGUUAACGAUCUGCAACACUCUUAACCGGUCUGAAGCGAAGUUACUGCUACAACAGACUGAACUAAUCGCGCCUGAUUGCUUCAAAGCACGACUUGCUCACUUGUUAGAUCUAUUGCUCUGAGUUACAGCUCAUCCUUCUACUCAGGCAGGCAGACAGGCAGCACUGGAAGGAGCCAAAAGGAACUCAUACAUGCACAGACCAGCAAUAUACUGGAUAAAAAUAAUCCAUAUGCUGCCGCUGAUGAAGAGUAAUCAUGCAGUCUAUUAGUUUCGGUGCAGCUCACCUGCUGCUGAUGAGGAUUGCGUGGCUUUGAGAAUUUUCGGAGUGUUCUUUUUUUUUUUUUUUUUUUGGAAUGCUGUGUUGAUAUAAAAAGCAGGGUGACAUUGACGCUGCUGUGUCCAUAGUAACUGGCACCUGCAGAGGCUGCAAACAAAACCUUAUUCUGCCAAGCUUUCAAUGCUGUAAGACUGCAGCCAGAGAACUAAAACAUGACUAGAAUGCUAACUGUUUGCUGGAUUUCUAGUAAAAUGCCAGGACGACAUAAUAAAUAAGACAGGGGCAUUGAAGAGCGAAGAAAGGCGCGUAUUAUUAUUAAGACAGCUGGUGUACAUACAUUUUACAGUAAUAACAAUAACAUUUAGAGAUCGAUAAUGCAUUGCUAAGCUGCAGUAGUUUAUUUAAGGAAAUAUCCCAGACCAGUUGAUACAGCAGUCGCAUUUUUGUAUUGAUCGCAAUGAGGAAAACAAUCGCAUUUUAUUAAUUUAUUUUAAAGUAUUUCUAGAAUUGCAGCGCGGUUGACGCUUAAUAUUUUUAAACUAAUUAUUAUGAUGCAUAAUAAAUAUCGAAUUAAUUCCUAACUGAAGCUCAUCAUAUAUAUAUAUAUGAUAAUACUGAUAGCCUUAUAAAUGGUAUUACCCAUUUUCGAAUUUAAAAAAAUAAAAAUAAGUAUGGAUUAACAGUUCUGCUUAAGCUUUGGAAGGCUGCGCGCAGUUGAUACUUGGAUGGGUGUUUUUACUGAUCGCUCGUUACUUUAGUGCUUAAUUUAAUAUACGACAGUGAAACAUGCUGCCAGGCUCAAUUCAGAUCACAGGUGAAGCCCUUUCUGCAGCUGAGAUUAAAGAUAUCUGCGACAGUUUGAAGGAAAACAGCGUGCGGCUCCUGUCGGUGCGGGGCUGCCAGCUCUCAGACCGGGAUUUCGGGCGGGUGUGCCGCGGUGUCGCCGAGUGCCACGCGCUGGCUCAACUGAACCUCAAUCUGGGGGUGGUGUCCAACACGAGCCGGGUCAAACAGCUCGCAGAAGCGCUCAACACCAACAGAUCGGUCCACACUUUAUUUCUCCACGGAAGCCCCCUGACUGACGCAGGGCUGGCCUGUCUGAACCCAGCGCUGUCCACUCACCCCUCCCUCGUCUCGCUGGACCUCGGGGACUGCAUGCUGGGGGACGAAGGGCUCCAGCUCAUCUGCGGGAUGCUGCCACCAGAUGGCGCCAAAUCAGGACUGAAGGAGUUGACCCUAAGUGCAAACCCUACCGUCACUUCCAAAGGCUGGGCACGGCUGGCCAUUGCUGUAGCCCACAGCUCCCAGCUGCGGGUUUUAAACCUGGACUACAACCCCUUAGGUGACCAGAUCGCCGGGAUGCUGGCUGUUGCCGUGGCGUCGAGCCGGACUCUGGAGGUUUUGGAUCUCGAGGGAACAGGUCUCACCAAUCAGUCUGCACAGAUCUUCCUGGACAUGGUGGAGAACUACCCAACGUGCCUGCGGAUGCUGAUCCUAGCUGAGAACAACAUCAGCACGGAGCUGCAGCAGCAGAUCUCAGACCUGCUGUCCGAGGGGGAGGAGGAGGAGGACAAGGAGGGGGAGGCACGGGGGAGCGCCGGGGGCAGGGAGAGGGAGAAGACCACCUGGGUCUCCCAAAGCAGUAAGGAACCAGGCUUGCAGAUUUAAGUUCACACAUGGUCUUGGUGACGUCAGGACUCGGAGACAGCCUAUUGGCUGAAACAGAGAUGUGACCCUGGAAGUCUCUCUCCCUACUGCAAUGCAGCCUGUCACAUGAUGCAGUCAGAUGAUAGUGAACAACCAAUCACUUGGUCAUGCAUGGUCUUUUGGCACUUGUACAUAGAUUUAAACAGACUUUAUAAAUAGGCACAGGCUUUGAACACCAAGUGAGUUAAAAGUUAACUAUUUAUUUUAAAGAUGUACAUUUAAAAUUGAAACCUGUGUGUUCAGGGUUUACAUUAACCUCUGAGUAUAAGGGUAUAAAGGAAGUGCAGUUUGCUGCCAUUUUUACUGAUCGUAAAAAAUGAAAAAAUAAACUCGCCAGACACAACUUGCAGGUCAGAUAUGUUAACAGUUUGUUUUGGUUUGUUUAAAGCUAGCUUUAUAGAAGUAAAAUUGUUUAUCUCCAUUCAGAAAAAGGGUGGAUAAGCUUUGACUUAAAAAUACAGGCCUAAGGUAAAGAAGUGUCCGAAUAAACAUAUUUACAC